Ilyonectria robusta is the source of this 507-nucleotide messenger RNA. RefSeq lists its product as uncharacterized. Lineage: Eukaryota; Fungi; Ascomycota; Sordariomycetes; Hypocreales; Nectriaceae. The record is from RefSeq and is a predicted model, not a curated record. The coding region runs from base 1 to 507 and encodes 168 amino acids. The transcript has a single exon.
AUGGCCCCCGCUACUUCAGACCAUGAGCUCAUCCGCAACUGCAUCGCACGCUACUCCAUCGGCAUCGAUCUCAGAAACUGGGACACCUUUACGCAAGCCUUCAUCGAAAAUGUCAAGGGACACUUCCCCGAGCCUAUUGGCACUAUUGAAGGGAUCACGGCACUUAGGGCCAAAGUUCAGAGUAUGGUCGGGACUCUGCAAACGCAACAUGCUCUCAGCACACAGCUCAUAGAACUCACGGGCGAGACAACAGCUGAAGCGACUACUUACGGCAGGGCCGUCCAUUUCGGCGUAGGCGAGGACGAGGGCAAAGAGGUGACUGCUUGGGGCAUUUACCAGGAUAAACUUGUCAAAGCCGUAUUUGACGGCCGGGAAGAUUGGAGGAUCUCUGAGCGGAAAGUCAUCUUUAUGGCGCCAUUCCAGGGGGACAUGUCCCUGAUUCCUAUGUGGUCGAUUUACUCGCAAACUAUGGGUCAACUUGCAGCAUAUGUGUUGCCAGCUCAAUGA